This is a messenger RNA of Amborella trichopoda, 1392 nucleotides long. Lineage: Eukaryota; Viridiplantae; Streptophyta; Magnoliopsida; Amborellales; Amborellaceae. The record is from RefSeq and is a predicted model, not a curated record.
GUUUCUGCUAAGGAGAUGAAUGAAGAAUAUUGUAAAUGUGGAAAGCAAUGUGGGUCUUUGCAAGCACCAUUGGUUUCCUUCUCUACUUCGAAAGUUGCAUCGUAUGGUCAAAGUUCAGCGCCCUCCUCUUUAUGUAACACUCGAGAACAACCCCUGACUCCUUUAGAGGAUCUUAGUGUUGCAGCUGGAGAAACCACCUGUGCCUAUUCAUUUUCACUUUCCCCGAACUUGAGAAAUAUGUGUUCUCAAUCCUCAAUGUUCUGCCCCAGUUUACAUUCAUCACAUAAAGAGUUUCAGAUUGGUAACAUUCCAUUUCUUCCCUAUCCACAAAUAUCUGAUCAUCCGGUUUCUUCAAGUCAAUCCUUGAAGUUCAUGCUACUUGGUCAUGGAGAUUCCUCGCUAUAUCAAUAUAAAGAAUGCAAUAACUUGGAAAACUCAAUGAAUGAUGACGAUAAUGUGUCUCCCCAAGAUGCUUCAGGUUGUAAUUUGGUUGGUCAAAGUUGCAGAGGGAGUGUUAUGACCAGUGAACAAGCAGAUUGGCAAGUUGUAGCAGAUCCAACAGGGUUGGUUAUAACCAACAAUUGUGAAGAUUCUAUGUUGGAUGAAUUUUUUGUGGCAACUAAAGGGUCAUCCAGUAAUACAAUAGGAUUUCAAGGCAACCACAUGGAUGGACAGUUUGUUUUUCCUAUUGGUGAGCAACUCAAUACCGGCCCCUUGACAUCUAGAAAUGGUACUGUGAAUAAGACCCGAAUGCGCUGGACUCAAGAGCUUCAUGAACAAUUUGUAAAGGCUGUUACAUUUCUUGGUGGUCCAGAUGUGGCAACCCCAAAGAGUAUUCUGAGGAUUAUGAAUGUUGCUGGACUUAAUAUCUAUCAUGUGAAAAGCCACUUGCAGAAAUAUCGUCUCGCAAGGUAUCAACCAGGUAAUGGAGAAGACAAGAGAUCACCCGGUUCAGAAACUAAGAAGAAGAGCUCUGCUGAUACUGACAAGGAAAAUGUUUAUGUGAAAAUGGGUGCACAAGACACCGAAUAUCUUCGUCUGCAGUUAGAAGUUCAGAAGAAGUUACACAAACAACUUGAGGAGCAAAGGGAGCUGCAACUUUGGAUAGAAGCGAAUGCUAGGAGUUUGCAAAAGAUGGUUGAGGAGCAACACCGUGCCUUGAUCCACGCUACCCUCUCUCUCUCUUCUAGUUCACCACUAGCCAGUACUAGUGAGCUCAAAGACAAUAGUGAGCCUUGCCGGCCACCAUGCUUUGGCCUCACAAACAAGGAGGGGCUCUCUUCUAUGGAAACUGAUGAUGGCUCUACUCUAGAGCUCGAAAUUCAUUCCUCUGCUUCCAAAAGAGCAAGGAUGGAAUAAUAGCCGAGUUUAAUUUAGCAAAGAAUAUAUACA